GCUAAUCAUUACGUACGUCAAAUAAACGUCAAUGACAAAAUGUCGUAUAGAGAAAACGUGAAAUAUUCGAACUCGUGGGUUUGUUUACAUUAGGCUAAGUUAAAUUCAGUGAAAAUAACAUUUCUUUGUAGACUACUUAAGUAAAACCUUAAAAUGAGUCAAAUAUUACAAAAACUGCGGGAUGUAGACCCGAAUGACAGUGAAGCUGUGAAGGAGGCAGUAACCACUUUCUUCCAGAACUUGCCCAAGAACACAGAAUCUAACAGUAAUACAUGGCUUCGGGCGUUAGAAGACGUGAUUACCCGGUUCCCGAGAUACUGUUCACAGCAUCGCACAACAAUAGAGAAAUAUUUAGUACAUUUCCUGGACUCAAGUAAUUAUAACAAUGUUAUUGAGGCAGCUAAAUGUGCACAUGGCUUGCAGCAAAUUCGUCCCUCUCAGGACAAGUUGGCUAGUCCUAAGAACUGCUGGAGGGAACAGAUGAAUAUAUUGUGCAAUGCUGCCCACACACUCAUUGAAGCCAUAUUUUCAAGUACAGUCAAUAUUUAUAAAAACAAGCAAAAUGUCAAGAGUGUAGAAUCACAGUUACUUGUAAACACUCCUCUGACAAAUGCUCUGUCUCAAAUCUUGAAUGUGAAGAAAUCACAGCAGGGCACCAGUGGUGAAGAUAAUAGAAAGAUGGUGUUGUGCAACAAACUGCGGAAUAUCUUUGUCUUCAUUCAAGCGAUGCUUGUGGAGGUAUAUCCCGUAGCGAAACCAGUACAGCCUCAGCUAAUUCUGGAAGUGAUUGUGCAGGCAAUCAGUGUAUCCAGCAGUGUGAACACAGAUGUGGCUGAAGCUCUCAUUGUAAAGACACAAGCCUUAAAAACGCUGAAUGCUAUGAUAUUAUGCUUAGGACCAAAUCUCAUUCCAUUUUCUGGACUAGUAUUCAGAUUUGUGAUGCAAACACUCAAAUGGAGCUUGGAAAACCCUAGCGUGGAAUCCAGAAAAGUCCGUGUGACCGCUUACAACAGUCUCAGCAAGUGGUUGAGUUUGCUGCACAUGCACCAUGUGGCCAGCGAGGGUAGGGGACGAGCCUGGGAGGACGACCUGACCAAACAUAUCGUUGGGGAUAUCACUCCUGCAAAGAAGAUUGUGCAGCUAACUAUGAGCAAUCAGUACACAAAGAAUUUGAGUAAGAAAGCAAAGAGAAAGCUAGCCAACUCCAUGUUACAACAAAGUACAAUCGCUAGUCACAUGCCAGGGGAGAAAAGUAAGGAGAACACUACUAACACUGAAGAAGGGAGUGAGGAGGUCGCUAUUGCCGCUCUAGAAUGCGCAGAAUCAUUCCUAACAGUCAGUGGAAUAUUUUUGAAACCAACCACACAUACGGUACUCCGCGAGCGUAUAAUCCGCUCGUGCUACACACUAGAGCAGACGAGCACGGGGCGGGCGCUACAGUGGCUGCGUACACUGGAGGCGUCGCGCAAGAACACCCCGCCCUCGCUGCCGCCGCACACACACUACUGUCUGCAGCUCUAUAGUAUGCUGCUCAGUAGUAGCUGCGAGGAGAUCAGAAAAUUCUGCUCACAAGCCCUACAGGACAUUCGACUGCACCUGCACUGCUCGCCGCCAACAAUUAACUUCGCUCUCGAGAAACCGGCAGAUACCAAAACCGGCAAGAGUAACAAGAAAGAAAUAUCUAAGAAGAAUAGAGAGGCACUCGAAGCAUUGUUGGGAAAAGAUCGAAUGCCAGACACCGAAGAGUUGGCAGAUGAACCACAGACUAAAAUACCUCGUCUUGAAGAAGGUGACGACAGAAUCAGCAUUAGCAGUGAAUCAGGAGCGUCAGUUGUCAUUUCAGACGAUGAAGUGGAAGUUAUCAAUCAAGAAACUACUGCCAACGACGGAGAUGAGGUUGAAAUGCUUCCUGUAGAAACUAUCGAAGAUUCCAGUCCCAAAACAAGCAGAAAACGCAAAGCUUCAGAUACAGUAAAUAUUGAAGAUACUGUAGACACUACAGCUGAUAUUGCUCAAAGCAAUAAAGAUGUGGAAAUUGACGUGGCAAAAGACACAGCUAAUAUCUACGAAGCCAAAACACAACUUCCUUUGAACACUUCCACUGAUACAAUUGAUGGUGACAAAAGUCCAGUGUCCCUUGAAAUUGCUUACGGCACUUCUACCACAGAUUCCAGUGUGAAAAGGCUUGAGAAGCUAGAUGAUGAUAAUAAUCUACCCAGCUCAACAGAAACUGAUGAUGUUCAGAUAACUUGUGGACAACUUGUAGCAUGUUCUCAAGAUUCUGCAAAAGAUACUCUUGAAGUUGGAAUUGAAAUUUCAGCUGUAAAUACGAAAGAAGUUGAUGAUGCAGCUGAAAAUGAAGCAACAAAAGAAAUUGGCGAUGUCAAUGAUAAUAUAGAAGUUACAAUUACAAGCAAGGAGGUUACAGUGGAAGAUAUGUUGGCCGAUUUCGUUGACGAAGUAAUUGAGGAGCCGAGUUUAGUUGCAUAAGCGUAAUAUUCAUUAUUAUAAGACUAAUUAAAUACAUAAAUGUUUUUUUGGACAUUAUAUCGCUUGAAAAGCUUCAAUUAAUA
Molecule: messenger RNA, 2573 nt
Organism: Helicoverpa zea (corn earworm)
Lineage: Eukaryota; Metazoa; Arthropoda; Insecta; Lepidoptera; Noctuidae
Exons: 13
Coding region: 154-2490 (778 amino acids)
Biological process (GO): rRNA processing
Cellular component (GO): nucleus
Source: RefSeq, a predicted model, not a curated record